Nezara viridula (southern green stink bug) is the source of this 991-nucleotide messenger RNA. Lineage: Eukaryota; Metazoa; Arthropoda; Insecta; Hemiptera; Pentatomidae. The record is from the annotation of a GenBank genome assembly.
CAUGAGGUCCGUUCUGUCAUUGGGGAUUGUCUGCUUCGUCCUAGGCGUUGGUGCCAAGAGGCUACCUGACUAUAUCCCAACGUGCAAGAGGAAUGAUCCCAGUUUCGACAAAUGUGUCUUAGAUGCAGUAGAAGUCGUAAGGCCUUACCUAGCAAAAGGUAUCCCGAAGAUCAGAGUGCCUUCGCUGGAACCACUCCACAUCCCUCAGCUGUCCAUAAACAGAGACUUGGAGAACAUCAAGGUCAAAGCCAACCUCAAGGAUCUCAAAGUAUGGGGUGGAAUGGGAUUUAAAGUCAACAAAUUUAAGUCAAAUCUUGACAAAUUAUCGGUUGAGAUGAGCGUACUAGUCCCUACAGCCUAUGUCACAUCAGAGUAUGACAUUGAUGGAAGACUCCUUGUUGUGCCACUCAGAGGAAAGGGAAUUUUCUCUGGAAACUUCACUAACAUUUCUGCCGACGUCAAGGGUACGGGAGAAUUAGUAACUGGAAAGAAAGGAGCCAAAUACGUCAACAUCAAGUCCCUCAAGAUCAAGGCUAAGGUCGGAGACCAAGUUGUAAAGUUCGUCAACACCGACGAUAAUCAACAGAAUGCCCUCAUCACUAAUACGGCGGCUAACUUCGUGAACCAGAAUAGGCGCCAAGUCCUCGAGAUCGUCACCCCGAUCGCCGAAGAGACGGGCGAAGCACUCGUCACCCAAAUGGCCAACAACAUGUUCAAGGUCAUUCCAUUCAAUGAGCUUGUGCCCAGUCAAUGAAGCCGAUUCUUAGAGUAAAAUGUCAACUGGUAUCUAUCUAGCGAUGCCGUCAAAGUGUGAUCCUUUUGUUGUAAAUUGUAUUUUUUAAGUAAUUGUAGUAAAGUAAUUUAUUUAGUGUUAAGUUGAAUGCGGUCCAUCUACCAUCAGUUUUCGGUACACCUGAUGUUUAUUAGUGAUAAUAUAAAAACAACAAAACGCACUAUCUCUUAACAUCACAACUUGGCAAUGAAAAAUCAU